AUGCGACUACCGAAUCAGCUACUGUCUUCUCUUCUGGUCUUAUGCGCUGCAUCUCUCGGUGUCGCAGCCACAUGGGGGUUUGAAGAUGCCACAGUCUCCGUGAAUAAGAGAGGAGCUGGGGUAGGGGGAGGCUUCAAAGAAAAGAUCGGACAAAACAAAGCUUUGUCGAAGCCUGUCACUCUAGGAGCAUCAGAGACCCUCAAGAUCCUCCUGACAACCAAAGAGGACAACAAAGCCAAAAGGCCGCAUCAAGCAUUCCUUCUGGUCCAAGAUCCCCAGAGCAAAUUAGACACAUCCUUCGCAUUUCAGGUCAAAGAGAAUGGGAAGGGCAAGAUUGAGCUCACCCAGAAGGACCUCCCAACUCAACUACUAUCCUCAACAGGACCUCUCGAUGCGUCACUGAUCAUUGCAUCGUUCGGCUCAUCAAAGCCAUACAACGGCAAAGCCUUCGAUCUUACCAUCGAGCUCGACUCUGGCUCUCCCUUACCCGCCUCUGAGAAGCCUUUGCGCUAUGGAAAGCUUCCGGAGAUCCACCAUAUAUUCAAGUCAGACCCGAAAAGCCCCCCAAAAAUCAUUACACUGGUAUUCGCAGCAGCUGUAAUAGCGGCUCUGCCCAUCUUGCUAGGCGCUUGGAUAUCACUCGGCGCAAAUCUCAACCAUUUCUCUAAAGCUUUUAGCAGCUCCCCAAUCCCACACGCGCUGUUCUUCAGCUCGAUCUUGGCUAUGGAGGGCGUGUUCUUCAUGUACUACACGUCUUGGAACCUGUUCCAGACACUACCACCAGCUCUUGGCAUAGGAUUGGUAACCUUCCUCAGCGGAAGCAGGGCAUUGCGCGAGGUACAAGGACGGAGAAUUGCCGGGCUGCGGUGA
Messenger RNA from Letharia columbiana, 870 nucleotides. RefSeq lists its product as uncharacterized. Bases 1 to 870 code for a protein of 289 amino acids. The record is from RefSeq and is a predicted model, not a curated record. Gene Ontology annotation, biological process: protein N-linked glycosylation. NCBI's taxonomy places the organism in Eukaryota, Fungi, Ascomycota, Lecanoromycetes, Lecanorales, Parmeliaceae. The transcript is spliced from 4 exons. Gene Ontology annotation, cellular component: oligosaccharyltransferase complex; membrane.